Tauraco erythrolophus (red-crested turaco) is the source of this 1719-nucleotide messenger RNA. Lineage: Eukaryota; Metazoa; Chordata; Aves; Musophagiformes; Musophagidae. The record is from RefSeq and is a predicted model, not a curated record.
AUGCCUGCUAAGAUGGCACUGGCCAGUUCACUUUCUAGCAAGCCAGUGCCACCAUGCUCCAGAAAAGUUUCUACGGCAGGGGUGGAAGUGCACCAGAGCAAGCUGGAAUUUUUCUGUAAGCUGGGCUAUGGCAAGAAGGACAUCUGCAAAGUGCUGGAGAACCUGGGCCAAGAGGCCCUGGAGGAUGAUGUGCUGAAAGAGCUGAUUCGGAUGGGGAGCAAACCUCAAGCUCUGGAGACCCAGGCUCAACCUUCCCUGCUGAAACUUGUUGCCCGUGGAUCAUGUAGCACUUCACCAGGGUCAAAGUGGUUUCGAGAAGAUGACAGUGAUUCUUCUGAUCACUUGAGACCCAUUGUGAUCGACGGCAGCAAUGUUGCAAUGAGCCACGGAAACAAAGAGGUGUUCUCCUGCUGGGGGAUCCAGCUGGCGGUGGAUUGGUUUCGAGAGAGGGGGCACACGUACAUCAAGGUUUUUGUCCCACUCUGGAGAAAGGAGCCCCCUCGACAAGACUGUCCCAUUGCAGAUCAGCACAUUCUUGAAGAGCUUGAAAAGCAAUCGAUCCUUGUGUACACCCCAUCCCGGAAGGUGAAAGGCAAGAGGGUGGUUUGCUAUGAUGAUCGCUAUAUCGUGAAAGUUGCUUAUGAGAAAGACGGAGUCAUUGUUUCCAAUGACCAUUACCGGGAUCUCCAGAAUGAAAACCCCGAGUGGAAAUGGUUUAUUGAGCAGCGACUACUCAUGUACUCUUUUGUCAGUAACAGGUUUAUGCCUCCUGAUGAUCCGUUAGGCCGGCAUGGACCAACUCUUAAUAACUUCCUCAGCAAAAACCCAGUGCUUCCUGAACCAAAAUGGCAGCCUUGCCCCUAUGGUAAAAAAUGCACCUACGGCAAUAAAUGCAAGUUUUACCACCCAGAGAGACCACAUCAAGCACAGCUCUCGGUGGCCGAUGAGCUCAGGGCCAAGGUAAGGGCCCCGUUAAUCCUGGGGGGAGCAGCGGAGCAGCGUGACCCCACGCAGCGCAGGCCAGAGCCACUGCCAGGCCAGAUGCUCCUGGAGAAGAUGUCAGCGCUCUCCAUCAGCGAUGACACAUAUGGUUAUGAUCAGCCCAUACCUAUCCCUCAGGACAGAGAGGUGACAGGAAGCCCUCAUCACUGCGGUGACCUCGGGCACAACCCCUACUCGCUCCAUCACCCCCACAGUUGGGACCACAGCUGCCUACCAGGAUGCCCUUUCCAGCACCUGGUGCUGGCAGGAGGUGGAAUGGGCCCAGAGCACAGCUGGCCUCAGGAGCGCUGCAGCACGCACAGGCUGGGUCAGAGGAGCCGCUGCCUCCCUGAUAGUGCUCAGCAAGAACGGGCCCUGGAGACUCAGCACCAUGUUCUGCCACAGUCCACAGCUCUUCGCCCUGACCUGCUUCACUCGUACAGCAAGCACCAGCAGCAGCACCCUUUCCCCAGCCAGCCCCCACAGCAGCCCUUUCUCUUAGACUCCAGCAAUGGACUCGGCUUCUUCCAGGAAGCCCACGCUUAUCCUGAUGCCUCUUACAGUGACUACUGGCCCACCCCAGCUGCAAGGCCACCCUCUGCCCAGCAAAUGAACAUACACAGGCACCUGUGCUCCCUUUUCUCUUGUAGCGAGGUGAACUAUGUCACGGCUUUGUACCCUGACAUCAAGGAUAUCGCUAGCUUGACUUUACUGAUUCAAAGACAUAGAAACUUGUGA